Scomber japonicus (chub mackerel) is the source of this 1153-nucleotide messenger RNA. RefSeq names its product heavy metal-binding protein HIP-like. The transcript has 9 exons. The coding region runs from base 1 to 993 and encodes 330 amino acids. NCBI's taxonomy places the organism in Eukaryota, Metazoa, Chordata, Actinopteri, Scombriformes, Scombridae. Gene Ontology annotation, molecular function: protein binding. The record is from RefSeq and is a predicted model, not a curated record.
AUGAGGUGUGCUGCAGCUUUUCUGGCGUUGCUGCUCUGUCUGUACUGGACGGGGGCUCAGGGUGAGAGUGGAGGGCUGACAGGGAAUGACAUCACUCAGACGGAGGUUCAGUCUGAGAUCCUGGGUGUCAAAUCAAACAGUGAUGAGGACAACAUCACCCCUGACAUCUGGGCUGAGCUGAAGGAGCUGAGAGACAUGGGCAUCGAACACAGAGUGGAGCUGAGGAAGCUGGAGCAGGAGAAUACAGCCAUACAGACCAGACUGACAGCCAGUGAAAGCAAGAAUGCAGUGUUGGAGGCCAGAAUGACCGCCAGUGAAAAUGAGAUGGAGGAGCUGAAGAUAGAGAAUGAAGUUUUGAAGGCCAGAAUGAACACCAGUGAAAAUGUGAUGGAGGAGCUCAAGAAGGAGAACACAGUGUUGGAGGCCAGAAUGAACACCAGUGAAAAUGUGAUGGAGGAGCUCAAGAAGGAGAACACAGAUCUUCAAUCCAGAGUAACAGCGAGUGAAGAUAAGAGCACAGUGUUGGAGGCCAGAAUGACCGCCAGUGAAAACGAGGUGGAGGAGCUGAAGAGACAGAUUGCAGACCAACCAAAGGUGGCGUUCUCACUUGGUCUCACUGAUGCUGGACAAAUUGGACCCUUCAAUACUGACACCACACUCAAGUUCAGUAAAGUCAUCACCAACUUUGGUCAGGUCUACAGUCCAACUACAGGUCUCUUCACAGCCCCAGUCAGAGGAGCCUACUACUUCUCAUUCAAUCUACUGGAUAGCCGGAGUAACGUAUGGAGGAAUGUUUUUCUCUAUCACAAUGACAAGAGAGUGUUGUGGAGUUUUAAUAACAAUGCAAAUAGCUACGAAAGUGUUUCUAAUUCACUGGUUCUUCAGCUGGAAAAGGGAGAUGUGGUCUACCUGGUUUUAGCUGCUGGCUCUAGUGUAUACGAUAGUACUUUGGAUCGUACUUCCUUUAAUGGAUUUCUGCUUUUUCCACUGUGAGACUCAAACAUGAGAAUUGAUUUACCUCCAAAUGUUUGGCAUAGUGUAUAAACAAGUCAUACAGUAUUCAUGUGUAUAUGAAAGGAUGCACAUUGUUGCUGUGUUGACUUUGCUCUGCAACAAACUACAUAUGAAAUAAAAGAAUGAAUAUGAGGUUAAA